Rhinopithecus roxellana (golden snub-nosed monkey) is the source of this 1699-nucleotide messenger RNA. Its product is annotated as arylamine N-acetyltransferase 1. The transcript has 5 exons. The coding region runs from base 696 to 1568 and encodes 290 amino acids. Lineage: Eukaryota; Metazoa; Chordata; Mammalia; Primates; Cercopithecidae. Gene Ontology annotation, molecular function: acetyltransferase activity. The record is from RefSeq and is a predicted model, not a curated record.
GAGAGCACUUCCUCAUAGACGUUGGACGUGGGAGGUCUGCUUUCAGUCUGGUUCCUGGUUGCUGGCUGAAAUAACCUGACUGAGAGCAUCACCCGCUGAAUGUGGACUUGCAGAAUUCUACAGAAGAGAGGAGACUGGCCCAGACAGCCAGCCCCAGGAGCUGAGGGCCCAAUGGGCUUUCUACCCUGGAUGCUGCUCCCAUGCCGACACGAUGCCCACUACAAUGCUCUCCAAAAUGUCCACCAAGGCGACUUAAGUCAGGUUCCCCCAAACCAGACACCAAGACAAGAAUCCAUGUGUGAGAAACUGAAGGAAGUGCUGGGAGAGCCCCAGCUGCAGCCUGGAUGUGAAUUGCAACUCUGAAGUGCGUCCAGACGCAAGGCAAGGGCACUAGGCUUUCCAGACCUCCUACUAAGUCAUUGAUCCAGCACUGCCCUGGCAGGACAUAAAUCCCUGGCACUUCUAGCUCUCUGCAAAGAAGGGCAAAGCAGCUUCAGGAGCCCCUGGGAGUGCUCCAAAGAGAGUCUAGGGUACAGGUCCUAAAGUAGAAGAACAUAGAAGGCCGGCCAGGGGCACUGCGAGAUGGUAAAAGAGAUCUGAAGGGAUCCAGAAUUCAAGCCAGGAAGAAGCAGCAUUCUGUCUUUUGGAUUAAAACUGAAGCUCAACCUACUUUCAGCUUACUAAGAAAGGGGAUCAUGGACAUUGAAGCAUAUCUUGAAAGAAUUGGCUAUAAGAAGUCCAGGAACAAAUUAGACUUGGAAACAUUAACAGACAUUCUUCAGCACCAGAUCCGAGCUGUUCCCUUUGAGAACCUUAACAUCCACUGUGGGGAAGCCAUGGACUUAGACUUAGAGGCCAUUUUUGAUCAAGUCGUGAGAAGAAAUCGGGGUGGGUGGUGUCUCCAGGUCAAUCAUCUUCUGUACUGGGCUCUGACCACUAUAGGUUUUGAGACCACGAUGUUGGGAGGGUAUGUUUACAGCACUCCAGCCAAAAAGUACAGCACUGGCAUGAUUCACCUUCUCCUGCAGGUGACCAUUGAUGGCAGGAACUACAUUGUCGACGCUGGGUUUGGACGCUCAUACCAGAUGUGGCAGCCUCUGGAGUUAAUUUCUGGGAAGGAUCAACCUCAAGUGCCUUGCAUCUUCCGCUUGACGGAAGAGAAUGGAUUCUGGUAUCUAGACCAAAUCAGAAGAGACCAGUACAUUCCAAAUGAAGAAUUUCUUAAUUCGGAUCUCCUAGAAGACAGCAAAUACCGAAAAAUCUACUCCUUUACUCUCGAGCCUCGAACAAUCGAAGAUUUUGAGUCUAUGAAUACAUACCUGCAGACAUCUUCAGCAUCUGUGUUUACUAGCAAAUCAUUUUGUUCCUUGCAGACCCCAGAUGGGGUUCACUGUUUAGUGGGCUGCACCCUCACCUAUAGGAGAUUCAAUUACAAGGACAAUACAGAUCUGAUAGAGUUCAAGACUCUGAAUGAGGAAGAAAUAGAAAAAGUGCUGAAAAAUAUAUUUAAUAUUUCCUUGGAGAGAAAGCUUGUGCCCAAACAUGGUGACAGAUUUUUUACUAUUUAGAAUAAGGAGUAGGCUGGGCGCGGUGGCUCACGCCUGUAAUCCCAGCACUUUGGGAGGCCGAGGUGGGUGGAUCACAAGGUUAAGAGAUCGAGACCAUCCUGGCUAACAUGGUGAAACCCCAUCUCUAUUAA